Fibroporia radiculosa is the source of this 1119-nucleotide messenger RNA. RefSeq lists its product as uncharacterized. NCBI's taxonomy places the organism in Eukaryota, Fungi, Basidiomycota, Agaricomycetes, Polyporales, Fibroporiaceae. The transcript has 9 exons. Gene Ontology annotation, molecular function: protein binding. The record is from RefSeq and is a predicted model, not a curated record. Bases 1 to 1119 code for a protein of 372 amino acids.
AUGGAAGGAUCAAGUACCCCUGCUAACGGGAAGCAGGAGACCACCUCCAUACUAGUCUCCUCAGGAAACUCAAACGCACAUCCCACCAAGUCCGCCCGAGUAGCCACCGUUGUGCAGGUCAGUGCGGCGGACGGGGACUCGAGCGGUGCAGAGGACGAGGCACAGGAGGAGGCGAGAGUGGACGACUCGGCGAUCCUCGAGGACCUGCCGGACGACACGGAGGAGAUAGACCUGGUGCAUGCUCGGAUCCACUCUAUCAGCGCGCUGGGUCUUCCGCGGUUCGGCGCACAUCUGAAGAAGCUGUGUCUGCGCCAGAACUACAUUUCCGUACUGGAUCCGGAGGUGAUGAAGGCGCUCGCAGGGCUGGAAGAACUGGAUUUGUAUGAUAACAAGGUGAAGACGGUCGACGAGGCGUUGAGCGGGCUGAGCAAGCUUACCGUGUUAGACCUCUCCUUCAAUCUCUUGCGACGCGUUCCAGAUACCCUCCACUAUUUACGUGCUCUGGACACCGUCUAUUUUGUCCAGAACAAGAUAUCGCAAAUAUCCGGCCUUGACAGCGUCGGAACAACGCUGCGAAGCCUUGAGCUCGGCGGGAACAGACUGCGCAGAAUAGAAAAUUUGGAUGCACUGGUAAACCUUCAAGAAUUAUGGCUGGGAAAGAACAAGAUUGUGAAGCUCGAGAACCUGGGAUCGCUCAAACGCUUGAAGAUCUUGUCGAUACAGUCGAAUCGUAUCACAAAGUUGGAAGGCCUGGAGGGGUUAGACGAUCUAGAAGAGCUGUAUCUCAGCCAUAACGGCAUCGAGCGGCUAGAAGGCCUCGAAAAGAAUACCAAAUUGCGCGUGCUGGACGUUGGAAACAACUUUGUGAAAGCGCUCGAGAACCUGUCCCACUCUACAACGCUGGGAGAGCUAUGGAUCAACGACAAUCGCAUAGACACCCUCGACACCCUCGAACCCCAGUUGAAGCACGUUGAAACCCUGAGGACGAUCUAUCUGGAGAGGAAUCCAGUUCAGGCGUCGGAAGGAGUUAACUAUCGCAGGAAGGUGAUGCUCGCGCUGCCACAAGUGGAGCAACUCGAUGCUACAUACGUACGGCAGGUUGAUCGUGUCGUAGACUGA